CCGUUCUCGUGUGGGCCGCGACGUGGUGACCGCAUCGCCAGCACGGGAGCUUGGACACCCUCGAUCUCCAAUCCAAACAAACAUCCCCACCGCUUCACCCACGCGCCUAUCCCACCACAACGCCUCACCACACACCGCAUUUCGCUCCCGCCGCAUCUUGCUUACUCCACGACCUCCGAAUACCUCAACCAAUCUACCUCACCCUAUUCUUAAACCCCAUCCUCGACCCACCAGCACCCCGCGCGCGUCUCGCCCAACACCCCCAGGCAUAGCAACCGCGCCCGACAAAGCAUGCGCCCCCCGUAAUCCCACCACCAGAGGCGCGAGAUAGAUAAUGACGACGCGGCCCGAUGCCCCGCUGCGGCGCGCAGACCAACCUCUUUUUGCGGCGAGGAAGCGCGAGCCGAAAUACUUUGCUCUCGGCACUGCUGGUGCUUCCACGGCGGCUGGCGCGCCCGGUGCGCCCACGACUACGACUACAGCUACGAAUCCAAACACGAAUACACACGCGCGCGCCCAGAGCUAUGCCGAGCCCGCGACGACGCUACGAGGCGCAUGGGAGCGCGCUGCCCUCGAAGAUGGUGUGGGGGAGGGGAGUCCGAGUCCUGCUGCGAGGCGGCGGAGUGGUCCAACUGCCAUACCCAGAGCCACAGCGGAGAGUCGACGCGAUAGGGAUAAUGACGGGCGGGGUCUGGAUCUCUGGCGGCGGAGCGCGGGGAGUCCGGCUGUGGGAGGGGGGAGCACGACGGGGAGCGAGAGCGGGAGUCUGACGGGGACGGAUGAGGGAGAUGAGUUUGAUAGGAAGAUGGGGAGGUUUGCGAGGGAUGAGGAGAGGGCGAGACGGUUGGUUGGGGGGGGGGGGAUUUUUGCGAGGAGGGGUAAUAGUGUGGGCGGGGGGGUGAAGGGGGUGGUGGAGGAGAAGGAGCCGGGGGUGAGGAUACCGGCGCAGUGGGGGAGGAGGGCGAGGAAAUCGGAUAAGUGGAUGCAGAGGAUUGUGUCGCCGGAGUCGUCGGGGGAGGUUGAUGAGCCGCUGAAGAAGGAGGGGGGGGGUACGAUUAACUGGGCAGAGGCGGCCGCGGAUACACCACUGCCGACUGUGGAGGGGGAGGCUGGACAGCAACAGUUGACGCCGCCGCGGUCCAGGCCUGCGUCAGCACAGCCUGAGAAAUCAGCGGUGUGGGAUGCGGACUUGGAUUUCACGGCUACGUCUUUGAUGGGGGGCGAGAGCCCGCAGUUGAGGAUACGGAAUACGAAGCUUGAUGAGGUGAGGGCGAGGGAGAGGGAGGGGAUGAGUAGGCAUGCGGUUGCGACGGCGCGGUUGGAAGAGAUAAGGGAGAGGCUUUCGGAGGAGAGGUCGAUGUCGCCGCAGGUGGAGAAAGCUGCUGUGAGGGAGCCUACGAGGAUCCCGUCGCCGGUUGUGAGGAAUCCAGCAUAUAGGAGGACGUCGACUGAGUCGUUUGAAAUUGUGGAAAGCGGGAAGUCAUUGGAGGCCGGCCCGGCAACAGAGCGCUUGUUUGGAGAGAUCAAAGGCACGAAGACGGAGCCGAAAGAAAUCCAACGGGGCAGGAGAUCGCGGUCUCGGGAACGACCUGGGGUAUCCAGAGCAUCGCCGUCAAGGACCACCCAGGAUGACCCCGACCAGUUCCACGAGAAGACAAUCCUCGAGGAAGAAGGCGAACAAAUCCCCGGGACCCCCAUCACCAUAUUCCGGAACACGGAGAGGCCACAAGAUGGCCACAAACGCGAAGACUCCUACGACACCCUCCGCCGUCUCGCCGCAAUUAGCAGCCCCAACCCAAGCCCCAUACCCUUAAAAUCCGAAGAAAAAGAAAACCAACCGCCAGAGGACACGCGACGACGGCGACCCAUUUCCCAAGCACCAGAGGAGAAGCGACAUAGCCGCUCAAGCAGUCUGCCGAAAUCCGAUAUUGACCCCGAGGAGCGCAUCGCGGCGGAGAAAGACCUCUUUGAGAUCCCGGAUAACAAGUCGGAGAGGAACUCUAUGCGCGAACCGUCGCCUGCGGAUGAGGAUGAGCUACCAGAACAGGAGACGCCGCGGCCGAGGCAGAAACAGAACCCCCUUACUAUGGCUACACCCGUCGUAACGGGAGCCUUCAUCGAGACGCCUGCCCCCACAGUCCGGCACUCCAGGAUCCGACCCCCUUCCCCCGCGCCAGAGACAGCAAAUCCAAAACCCGACACCAAACCCUCACAACCCAUACAACCCGCCAAACCCCAAUCCAAAGCACCCUCACCCCCUCGCCGCUCCUCAUCCACCUCCUCUCGCUCCACCUCCCGCUCACGAAACCCUCCCGCCUCCGAACCCUCCGCUCCAAACCCACAAAUCGAGCGCCUCAAACCCGCCCCUCGCGCUCCCCGCCCACGCCUCACUAACUCCGCCCCUCCACCGUCCGCAGCCGCAGACCUCCUCCGCAUCCAGCACGAGGCCGCCAUAGAAGAUAGCACUCUCGACGACCUCACGGAUCUGCUCUCCUCCUCUCCUCUCCCCACUGAACCACCUGUCCCGGUCCCAGACCGCGAUGAAAAGGGUCGGCCUCUCAGCGCUGGUGCGCGAGAGAGGAGGCUUAGCGAGCAGCAGCUUGUUAAGAUGGAGAGGGGGCUUAGUCAUGGGCUUGAGAGUAUUAGGGACGCGAAGCGGGGGAUCGAGAAGCUGGAGCAAGUUGUCUCGUCUGCGCCGCUUGCGGUGGCUAAAGAGGUUGUCGCUGUGCCAGGGGGGACAGCGGUAUGCGCACACUGCGCGUCGCAGAGUAGCGUGUACCACCUCACGAUCCCGCUUCCGCGGCUGUGGUUCCGGGACCGGUCGCGGAUGUCAGGGGUAAGGCUGACGUGGUUUGGGUUGCUGGUGCUGGUGGGAAUGAUGGUGUAUAUAGCGGAGUGCGUGGCGUAUGCUUGGAUUGGAAAGCCGGAGUUUGCGUCGGGGUGGGAUUAUGAUAUUAAUGGCCCGGCGUUUGGGUGGUCGCUUUUGAGGCUGGGAGAGAGGGCUGGGGGGUGGGUGUGGGGGAUUUGGACGGAGGGGAUGGGUGAGGAGGUGAGAGGGGGGAGGGGAGGAGGAGGAGGGAAGGUUAGGGGGGUGUGGGAGGAUGGGAGUAUGCUUGAAGAUGAGAUGCUGUGA
Molecule: messenger RNA, 3133 nt
Organism: Pseudogymnoascus verrucosus
Lineage: Eukaryota; Fungi; Ascomycota; Leotiomycetes; Thelebolales; Thelebolaceae
Exons: 1
Coding region: 335-3133 (932 amino acids)
Source: RefSeq, a predicted model, not a curated record